Messenger RNA from Necator americanus (New World hookworm), 1452 nucleotides. RefSeq lists its product as uncharacterized. Gene Ontology annotation, biological process: DNA integration. The transcript is spliced from 4 exons. Lineage: Eukaryota; Metazoa; Nematoda; Chromadorea; Rhabditida; Ancylostomatidae. The record is from RefSeq and is a predicted model, not a curated record. Gene Ontology annotation, molecular function: nucleic acid binding. Bases 1 to 1452 code for a protein of 483 amino acids.
AUGUUCGUGUCCGACGAAGAGGUGGGUCACACCUUCGCCUAUUGGUACAAGAGGUACGGCCCGGUCAUUAGGGAUUCGGUCUUGCCGGAUAGCAAGAAGCGCGAUUUGGUCCUCAUGAAGCUGGACGAGGAUACUUAUCGCAAAUAUCCCGAUGACAUACUACCGAAACAACCGCACGAGAUCGAUUUCGAGACGACGGUCACGAAUCUGGAGAAGCUUUUUGCGUCGAAGAAGGCGCUGAUUCGACGACGGUACGAGUGUCUCAGGAUAAACUGCCCGCCGAUGACGGCCAGUUAUGUGUCAUUCCGCGACUACGCGAACAUGAUCAAGCGGAUGGACGAAGAGGCUCGACUGAAGGAGCUGGACUACACAGCACUAAAGACGCUACAGUUUGUAGCAGGACUUCAAGAUCCGUCGCUUUGUGAAGUUCGUCUCAGAAUGCUCCGUCGACUGGAUACACACACAGAAGAAUCGCCGUUGACGAUAGAACACCUCGUUGCUGAAUGUGAGAACUUCACCGCAUUGAAGAUGGACAACACAGACAUGGAAGAAGAUGCGACAGAAACCAAGAAGACGAUCCAACCGUCGCAAGAAGAAGAAGAAGAAGAAAUGCUCGCCCGAGGAUAUGCGUACUGGACGAACAUCAACAGGGACAUCGAAGAAGUAGUUCGCCACUGCCGCAACUAUCAAGAAGCUGCGAAGAUGCCAAAGAAGACAGUUCUCAAUUCUUGGACCUCUGAGAAGAAACCAUGGGACAGAAUUCAUAUCGACUAUGUAGGACCACUGAAUGGUAGGAUGUACCUUGUGGUCGUUGAUGCGUAUUCGAAGUGGCCAGAAGUCUUUGAGAUGUCAUCGUCGUCAAGCACUGCAACGUUGAGAGAACUCAGAAUGCUGUUCUCACGAUUUGGAAAUCCCAGGGGAAUUGAGCACGUUCGCUCGCCGCCGUUCCAUCUACAGUCAAACGGUCAAGUAGAACGUUUUGUUGAUACCUUGAAAAGAACCCUCCAGAAGAUUAAGGAGGGAGGGACGUCGAAGAAACUUGCAGAAUUUUUGCAGUGCUAUCGAAGAACACCAUGUGCAUCAACGCCAGGACAUCUUUCUCCAGCGGAGGUGUUCCUAAGGCGCCAAUUGAGGAUGUCGUUGACGCUGCUGAAGGAAUCAGCUAAAGAAGAGGGAACGGGCAAUGUGGAAAUUGAAGAACAGUUUAAUCGUCGUCAUGGAGCACAGAAGAGAUCGUACCACCAAGAAGAACUCGUGUGGAUACCGCUCAACCAGGAAGACCGGCGGUACAAUGGUAUGGCCAGGACGAUCGCCGACUUCAAGGACAAUGUCAAGGAUCGAGCACAAAUUAUCGUGCCGCCGACAACGACUAGACCAGCUCGACAAUGCCGACCGCCUCGUCGAUUGCAACCCGAUCUGAAGAUGAAGACAUACGCGAUGUGUUCAUCUUAG